Molecule: messenger RNA, 1788 nt
Organism: Serendipita indica DSM 11827
Lineage: Eukaryota; Fungi; Basidiomycota; Agaricomycetes; Sebacinales; Serendipitaceae
Source: the annotation of a GenBank genome assembly
AUGACCUCACCUACCGCCCCGACCAAGCGCUCGACUUCCCCGCCGUCGUUUGCAACGACAACGAACGGUUUAAGCCAGCCGGCACAAACGCAGCAGCUGCAGGCCGCCCAGCCGCCCAAGACGGUCCAAAGAGCUCCCAGACCGCCCCCGCGGUCAAACUUUGACCUCGAGCCGAACCCGUUUGAACACUCGUUUUCAUCCACGUCUGCAGUUUCCCACUCGUCGGCCACGGACACGCCAAAGCAUGACACAGACGGCUCUGCCAAUGCCCUGAAUCAUGCCACAAAGUCUGGGAUGACAAAUGGAAACCAAAAGGACGCGGCAGACGAUGCAAAGCCGAUGCUCCCGCCGCUAGCAGCACUCGAGAGCCCUGCCGAUCAAGGCUUUGGCGCAUGGGGACUCGCCUCGUCGUUGCGUUCUGGCCCACUUUCGCCAGCGAUGCUCGCCGGCCCCGCGUCGCAGCAGACACCUUCUCUCGGCCUGGGAGCAUUCGAUAGCUCGUUUGUGCGCACAGGACUCACUCCCGACGUCAGCAGGACCGGGCUUACCCCGCUGAUUGGUGGCCCAGGUGGUUAUCCACCCCCUUCCCCCAACACGGCUGCCCUCUUCGCGUUGGUGAACGGCGCAUCUUCUGGUUCGAAUGUUGCUAUCACCCCUGGCACCCUUAACGCCAUUACGGGAGCGCUCAAUCAAUCUCUUAAUGCCAUUCAUCAACCCACUUCCAUGACCCUGGAGGCACAGAACCAGCCCCUGAUGGAUGCCGCGCACCAGCAAUCGAUGAAUCAACAGAAUCAGUUCGUGGCGCCCCAGCAAGAGACAUAUUCAUCCCACGAUAGUGCAUCACAUGCCAUCUCCAACGCCGCCUCGGCCCUCUAUUUGCUCUCCCAACAGCAAGGCAUGCAGCGUCAACAGAACCAGGUAAACCCAUCGGCCGUUUCUGGCCAGCCCCAACGAACCAAUACGAGUCAAAGCCCCACCUCUUCGGCUGCCCCUUUACCCACCCGACGCGCAACUAAACGCAAGACCACGGAUACUCCGGUGGCCCCGGCACCUCGUGGCAAAAAGGCAAAGGGAUCUUCCGGUGGUGUUGCAACUCGCGGCGCUAGCCGUCGAAGGUCAAGCAAGGUGGACGACCAAGACGACGACCAAGACGAAGACGAUGAAGAUGAUGAUGACGAUGAUGCGUAUAUGGAAGGGAAUCAGCCUAUCAGCAUUGCUGCAAACGGUCGGACGAACAGCACUGCUGGCAAGGCCGCCAGCAAAAAGCCGGAGACGGAGGAGGAAAAGCGUCGAAACUUUUUGGAGCGCAACCGUCAAGCUGCAUUGAAAUGCCGUCAGCGCAAAAAGGCUUGGCUUCAGGCUUUGCAGGCCAAAGUCGAAUUCUUGUCGGUAGAAAACGAGCGACUGUCCAAAGCUCUCGUCGCGUCUCGUGAAGAGAUUGCUCGCUUGAGCCAGGCUGUCGUUGCUCGAGGUGGAGCACCGUCGGCGCUCCUCAAUACCGAUUUGGGUGUCGAGGUAUCACCCAAUGGCGUCGAACGUGCUCGUUCGGAUUCGAGUGCUAGCACGACGGCGGGCCAGGCCAUUCACGUAAAUGUCUCCCUUCCCGGCACCAACAAUGCCGCACCUCCCAAUAUGGCAACCGGCCUUGGACAUGCACACUCGCAUUCACAGGGUGUCUUGCAACACGGCCAAGGGCAGGUUAUGGGCCACGGACGAUCCCAUAGUCACGGACAUGUCAUGCCAACUCAGAACGGCGUGACCGUUGGCGGUCGUGGAUAUGGAUAUUGA